GGGCUGCUUGUGACGGGCCUUCUGGCUGUUGUCCUCGGCUACCCAACCUGGCGUGUUCCCCAGACUUCCAGGUGCUCCGGCCCCUUUGCACCCGCCAUGCAUUCUCCAUCAAAGAGAUCCUCCAAGCCCAGCACGGCUCCGGCACCCACUGGGCCCCCCGUGCCCACCACGGCUCCCAAGGCUCCCACACUGGCGGCUUCCCUGAAGCCCACCAAAGCAGCCGUGCCCAACAAUUCCGCAGGGCACCCCAAGUCCCCUAACUUGGUCAUGAGCCCCAGCAGCUCCAAGUCUACCAGGUCAUCAGGCACCAAGACAGCCUCUUCAGCCCACUCCAGCAGCAGGUCCCAGGGACGCAGCAAGACAAGGACGCCCAGCCAGCUGAGCGCUGGCAGCAGGGCCAGGAAGGGCAGCAAGGGCAGGAAAGGCGGCAAGGCUGGAACCGUGGGGCAGCACCAAGAGAGACGCAUGCGCAGCCGGGGGCGCACCCCAGGCAGGAGGGGAAGCCAGGGCUUCAAGACAUCACUCGACAGGACCAGCACUUCCAGCAGGAAGAGAACCCACUCCGCCAAACCCGGUGUGGCCAAGAAGGCGAGGACCCCUACUUCCUAUCGCAAACAAAGCCGAGGCAAGAGUCACAGCCGGCCUAGAGCCGGCACCCAGGAGAAGGGCGGCAGCCAGCCCCGGCCCAGCCUGCCGGAAGCCUUGGACCCUGCGAGCAGCUCUAGGGCCCCUGCAACCUCCAGCAGGGCCAAGAGCCACAGCCCCGGCCGCACGGCCUUCCCGGCCUCCGGCAACUCUACGGCGUCCAGGAGGGCCAGGAGCUACAGCCAGGUGACUUCCGCCCCGUCCGCGCUGGAGAACAUGCUGGGCAUGGCCAAGAGCCUCAGCCGCUCCAGGACCCCCAGCAGGACCCGAGGUCACAGCCGCUCCAGGACGCCCAGGAGGUCAAGAAGCCACAGUUACAAGAGGGCCCCGAGCCAGGUGAGGAGUUACAGCUGGAAGAGAAACCGCAGCAGGGCAAGGAGCCGCACUCGGCGGGCCACGCCCACCCACGUGAGGCAGAGCAAGUCCCCUCCGCACGGCCAGGGACGAGGCCACAGCCCAAGGCCAACCUCGAGAAGGGAAGGGGGCGGAAUGUGGUCCCGGAGCUCCAGUGAGAGCAGGGGCCGAGGGUGGUCCGGCAACACCCGGGAGAGGGAGCACAGCCAGCCAGCAGGCUCCAGGAAGAAGGCUGCCAGGCGCUCCCGGUCCAGAAUGUUCCGCAGCCAGAGCGGGCACAGCCAGUCCAGGAGCCCCAGCGUGCCCGCAGCCCGCAGCCGCUCCAGAAACGCCCCCAGGAAGAGAACACGGAGCCGGUCCAGAAUCCCUGGCGAGGAGCACCGUGGCUGCUCCCGAAGCAUGAGCGACGAGGGCCACUCUGGAGCCCGCAGCAGGGAGAGGGCCCUCAGACAGCCCCGGGGCUCCAGCCAGGACCCAGAGCCCGCCCAGGCUGCAGCUCCUCCGCGCUCCACCGGGACCAGGAGCCCUAGUCUGAAGAGAGCCAGCAGGACAAGGGCCCACUUCUCAUCACAGCUUCCCAAGGAGACCCACGCCCGCGACAACAGCUUUGUCAACACCGCUGCUUCCAAGGUCACCUCACCUGGGGAAAGGUUUUCCUCAUCUUCCUCCAAGCUGGCGUAGCCUCCAGUCUCCGCAGG
Psammomys obesus (fat sand rat) is the source of this 1697-nucleotide messenger RNA. RefSeq names its product serine/arginine repetitive matrix 5 (gene Srrm5). The coding region runs from base 97 to 1680 and encodes 527 amino acids. Lineage: Eukaryota; Metazoa; Chordata; Mammalia; Rodentia; Muridae. The transcript has a single exon. The record is from RefSeq and is a predicted model, not a curated record.